Epinephelus moara (kelp grouper) is the source of this 8926-nucleotide messenger RNA. It is a transcript of the gene ptgfrnb, whose product is annotated as prostaglandin F2 receptor inhibitor b. NCBI's taxonomy places the organism in Eukaryota, Metazoa, Chordata, Actinopteri, Perciformes, Serranidae. The transcript has 16 exons. Bases 320 to 3001 code for a protein of 893 amino acids. The record is from RefSeq and is a predicted model, not a curated record.
CCUCCCUCCCUCUCUAUCGAUCUCGCCCUCAUUUUCAUGCACACGUUAAACCGGUUCAGUGUCACUGUGUGUGAACCGUGUAAACACUCCCGUCGGGAUUUGGGCUCCGUUUUACAGGAUUUGGGAACCGCGCGUGUGAAUCCGUUUUGCUUUGCGGCUCCGCCCGGUGUGCGGUGCGGACUGACUGCUCACAUCUGAGACUUUUAUUGGAUUGACCGACAGCGGCGGGAGAAGGACUGGUGUUACCCCCCACACAGGACAAAGAACACGGGGGGAAAUUAAGGAAGAAAUAUCAGAGUGGAAGAAGAGAGGAGUGAAAAUGGAUAACUGUCUCCUCACACUCGUCUUUGGUCUUUUAAUGCUCGGUGGAUGCUUGGCCCGGGUGGUGACGGUGUCCCCUGGUCCAUUAAUCCGAGUGGAGGGUCAGCCGGUCUCCAUCAGAUGUGAUGUCAAUGACUAUAGCGGACCUCGUGAGCAGGAUUUCGAGUGGAUGAUGUCCAGGGAGGGGAACGCGCAGAGGACGAAGAUAAUCUCUACCUUUGAUGCCAGCUACUCCCACCCGUCGCUCAGCAAGCGCGUUGCAUCCGGUGACAUCUCGGUGGUGCGACUCGAAGACAACGAAGUGGAGCUGAAGAUAGCGGAAGUGAAGGUGCUGGACGCCGGUUUCUACUGGUGCCAAACGCCGAGCACUGACUCCGUCAUCAGCGGCAACUACGAGGCUCAGGUCCAACUCACCGUCAUCCCCAACACCCUCAAGGUCUCCCCCAUGACCCCAACCCCGGUUAUCCCGGAAGGAAGUGACCUCACGCUCUCCUGCAACGUCACUCGGGAGCUCACCCACCCCACCUACCUGUCCGUCACAUGGUCGGUAAAGAGGGGAGCAACAUCAGAGGACAUUUUGACAUUUGGCCCUCAGGGAGACGUGAUUACAGGGGCUAAAUUUGCCCGGCGCUAUGCUGACGGAGGCAUCCGACUGGUUCCUGGGAAGAACGGAGUGUUUGAACUGGUGAUUUCCAAAGUGACGACGUCUGACGAAGGGAUUUAUGAAUGCAACGGAACUGAGUGGACGCAUGAAAACGGAGGGAAAUGGAUAAAAAUCGUGGAGAACAAUAAAGAGAUGGGGACUGUUGCUGUUACUCCUACAGGUCAGUCCCUCAGUGUGAAGGCGUCUCCCUCCUCCUCUCCCUCUUCCACGUCUCUGCUCCUCUCCCCCGGCGAGACGCUGACUCUCCUCUGCUCCGUCGCCGCCGACAACCUGCCCGCCCUCGCCCUGGAAGUGACCUGGCUGGCCGACGGCCGCGACAUUGUCACCAUGGAGCGCAGCGGGGUGGUGAUCUCCAACACAUCCUCGAGCAGCACGCCGGGAAAGCGAGGGGAGGCGAGCCUGGAGCGGACGGGAUCUGGAGAGUACAGGCUGGCAGUGAGGGGGGUGAGCGGGGAGGACGGAGGCGUGUACGCCUGCCGCAUCCGAGCCUUCAUCGAGAAGGGAGGAAGGAGCUCGGGAGGAGGGGGGAGGUGGCACAUGGCAGCCGAGAAAACAUCCAGCCCCGUGACAGUGAAGGUGGCGCAGAUCAAGCCGAACUUCACGGUGACCCUCGAUGCCGUGGUGGACCCACAGAUGACGGCUGAACCCACAGAGCUGGCAUGCCGUGUGACCAACAUUACCCAUUUACCCCCGGGAGGCCGACUGGGUGUCACCUGGGAGCACACCACACUUCCUGGUAUAGGGGAUGAUCCUCAGACCUCGCAUCCCAUUGGCUCCCUGGACAGCUAUGGCAACAUGUUGCCGGGACAGACGUAUUCUGACAGGCUGAAGAGCGGCGUGAUGUCUCUGACCAGAGUCCAGCCCAACACAUUCAAACUGCGGGUUCUCCGCACACAGGAGAUCGACAUGGGCCAGUAUGCUUGCACUGUGUCAGCCUGGAGUGUCAACAGCCAGGGUGACAUGGUGAACACUGUCGAGUACAAGAGCUCACCGCUGGCUGUACAGUGGGAUAUGAAACAUCCUACUCUUAACGUCGUUGCCAAACGUAUCCGUGAAGCCGCAGUGGGUGGAGCUACCUUUGAGAUGAGCUGCACUGUGUCCACUGAGAACCUCGGGGAGGCAGGUUACUCAGUGCUCAUCCAAUCACAGGAGAACGUGGAGAGCAACGCGAAAACCAUCAUGACACUCAGCCCUGACAGCGUCCUGCAGCACGGAGGAACCACAGACCCCAACAGGAGAGACGGUCUGGUUCUGACAAAGUCUGGUCCGGCAGAGUUUCGGUUUCGCCUGGCAGGCGUCCAGUUGUCCGACAGAGGUUUCUACUGGUGCAACAUCAUGGCAUGGACCAAACAGCAGCCGGGACAAGCUUGGACCAAAGCCACCGGGGCAGAGUCCAACAAAGUCAAGAUCGACUUUCAGGAAAAUGGCCCGUCCUUCUCUGUCGCCAUCCAAUCAGACACCACCAGCGUGUAUCCGUGGGAAACGGCCAAGAUGGAGUGCUCGCUCAGGGUCUCUGGAUCCUCCCCAAAGACUGGCUCACACACAGAUGACCUGGCGUACGAGGUGCGUUGGUUUUUCACCAGGCUGCGCGGUGGAGAGACGACGACCCAGGUGGCCAGCGUCGACCGCUUCGGCGUUGUGAGGAAAGACACUCGCAACUCAUCCAGUGACGUUUCGAUAGAGCGCAAAGACACACACACCUACAUGUUGAACAUUCACGGCACUCAGGACAGUGACAGUGGUGAGUAUCACUGCGUUGCCACUCCCUGGUACCUGUCGGCCUCAACUGGAGCCUGGACUCAAGCUGGAGAGCUGACAUCAUCUCGAGUCUUCCUUACAGUUCGAUUUGCUGUGUGGGAGUCCCUUAAGUUACCUCUGUUAUAUGGAGUAGCAGCCUCAAUAGGUGUGGGCCUCUUCUCUCUGGUCCUGGGUCUGGUCUGCGCCCAGUGUUGCUGCCGCAACACCGCGCACACCCCACGCUCACGCAACAAACUGAUGGACCUGGAGAUGGACUGACAAACACUUUCCCCCGCACCCACACACUGCAGCGCUCACAGGAAACACCACACACACAACCGACACACGCCCAUAGACGAUUUCUGGGACACCCAGUUGUUUCCAUGCGACGGACGUUGGGAGUAAAAUGACACGCAUCGCUUUGGAAACAGAAGCCUGACACACUCGAUCUCAGUGCUUUAAGCGGUGCUCAGGGUUUCUCAGCUCUGCAGUGGAGGAGCAGGGGACUUUUCUAAGCACCAAUGAGACUUCUGUGAAGACACAUUGAAAUCUGUGGCGCUUCCAGUGAAUUUUUUUUACACAGAUAUAUUUGCUCCCAGUUCAGAUCAUAGCACUACAAGAAGCUCUGAAGAAUCCAGAGUUGAAUUUUUGAGGAACAUUUGGCUUCUGAGACGUCACUGCCACUUGGGAAUAAAGGACCACGAUACAGAUCUGCUGCCUCUGUUACCACAAGGGAUAACUAAAGGAGCGCUCAGGCUGGACUACUUUUUUUCUUCCAAUGCCAAGGUUCGAGUCUCUCAGAGUAACGGCACACCAGCGUUCCCCGUUGAAUUUUCUUUUUUGAGGAAGUGUGGAAAAUUCAAGGGGUGGUUGGGGUUGGAGAGACGGAACGUAUCUCUGUUACGUCACAUGUCUAAAGUUAUUUUAUAUUCGCAGAGACUGGAGGUUUAGGCAGCCUGAGCCUUAUUUCUGUCAUGGAAUACAUGUUCAUACGGGCAGCAGAAGUCCUAGAAAACGAAAGUGCUCCACGUGCUUUCCACACGAGAGGUAUUGCACUACAACUACCACCCCAGAGUAUUCCUACCUUAACAAAAGGACAAUAUUUACUUUUAUUCUCUAGUUUUUUUAAAAAAUUAAGAGAUUUUAAAAUGAGAGACAUUUUUAAGCUUUACACGGAGAUAUGCAGUUAGUGUGUUUGUGUGUGAGAUAUACUGUACGUGGUGCCAAUAUUUGAACUGAUGGAGGUGUGCUUGGUUCAAAUCGCCAGAUCAACACUUGAACAGCCACUAAAAGUGGCGACAGCAAGCACUCUUCUUUUAUAGAUAUUCCGAAAUGUAUCCUGCUGUUAUUUUACCAGAGUCUCGUGUGUGUUGGUGUGAGUGCUGUGCUACAGUAUGUGAGACAAAGAGUUGCAUGUACUGUUUUAUAACGACAGACUGACGAGCAACACAAGCCUUUUCCUGGGUUACAUUUUGACGACAUCAAAGUCUCCCACCUCCAGAUUUUUAAAACCAUGCUUCACUAAUCGAGUCUCGUGUGUUCACACUGUGAGCAACAUAACUCUCUGUGGGCUCUGGUGCAACAAACUAUUGCUUCCAUGUUUUGAAAAAGAAAACCAUGCAUGUUUCUCAGUUUUGCUUUUUAAAGGAAAAGUUCAACACUUGGGGAAAUAAGUUUAUUUGCUUUCUUUCCAAGAUGAGAGGAUCAACACAAUCUCUCAUGUGUGCUGUGUGGUCUUGAUGUGGUUAGCUUAGCUUAGCUUAGUUUACAGACUGGAAGCAGGGGAAGACAGCUAGCCUGGCUUUGUCUAAAGUUAAUAAAAAAAACACUCACCAGCACCACUAAAGCUCACUUAUUAACACAUUGUAGGUUGUUAGUUUAAUCUGUAGACAUUUUUGUGUGAUGCUGUAGCUUUUUUUUUUUUUUUGCUGAGCGGGUGGAUAAACUGUUGAUGAAGCAAUAGUUCUACAAUGUAAUGCCUCCUAAAACCACAAAUGAUCAUGCUGACAUUACAGUUUGUGUACAGAUUAAAUAAACUUUAAAAUGUGUUAAUUAGAGGUGCUGGUAGGCAUUUUUAAUACUGGGCAGAGCCAGGCUAACUCUUUCUAUCUGCUUUCAGUUUUAAUGCAACACUUUCUCAUACCUAAACAAAAGAAUAGAUCAAUUUUCCACUGACUUUUAAAACAACAUAUAUUACUCUUAUAACAGUCGCAGUUUUAAACCCAUCCUAGCAUAAGUGCUUUUGUCACUAACGUAACGUGACUUAUGUCUCAUGGAAGAAGUCACAUAUGACACUAGCCUAGUAUGCUUCACUUAGUAGAAUACUAGGCUUUGUUAUAAUUAAAAAAAGUUAACAUUGACUUUGUAGUACAAACAGCAGUCUCCUGGGUAUAAGUCCUGUGCAUGUUUGACCCAUCCAGCACUGCUACCGUCAGGCACUUUUCCCAUCUUAAUGCGACGUUACACUUUGUCACUUUUUAUGCAAGUCACUUCACCUACAUCUCUGCUCCCAUAAUAACUACUACAACCACUAGAGGGAGCUGCCUUACAAUAAAUGUAAGUAUGGGUCGUAAUAAGCUGCAUGCACAGUCGACCUGUGGGGUCGUUUUUCGGUCUUGAUGCUAAGCUAAGCUAACAAAACUCUGACUCAGCACACAGACAUGGCAUUCAGAUCAAUCAAUCAGGCUUACUCCCCAAAAUGUUGAACCAAUCUUUUUAACAUUUUUGUAAAGCCUCUUGUUGUCAUUUUUGGUUUAGCUAGGCUAGCUGUUUCCAGUUUUAAAGGUCCAGUGUGCAGGAUUAAGUGGCACCUAGCAGUGAGGUUGCAGAACUGAAACUUCUGAGCUACUGUAGAACAACAUAGGGGACUCCACCACAGGGGAGUACCUGCUCUGUAUGUAAAUUUAAAUGGCAACGAAAAUACAGUUGUUUUUUUUCUGGUGAUUAUAAACUAAUGAAACCAUCGAUCUGAAUAUUGUAUACCGUUUCUGCCAAUAGAUGCCCCUAAAUCCUACACAAUGGACCUUUAGAUAUUACUAACUAUCCAGAAAUGUAACCAGAAAACUUUCAGUUUCAGAGCUUCAAACUCUGACACUAGACACAGCCCUUUAUUUAAAUAAUUUAGGAUGUUUUUUUCCACUGUUUCAGAGAAAAAUUGUACCUUGCACUUACCAGCCAAAACUGAAAUUCAUAUCUGCACAACAAAAACUUUACCAGCUGAUAAUGAAAGUCAUCUGUUCCCAGCACAUGUCGGCUGACCUCUGCUGAGUCUCUGCGGUGGUUUUCUUUUAAGCAAAUGAAUGAAUCGUAUCACGUUGACUGCUGUGUGAACACAUGCUCACAGUUCCAGCAACAACACACACAAAGUGAGGCCGUUUGUGUCCAAACCCAGCAGGACCCAAACAGACCUGUUAGGUUUGUCGUAAGAUGUGCCAGGCUGUGUUUCCUCCUUCACUGACUGGGCUUGGUUAGCGCUUUGUUUGAUGUUUUAAAUAGUUUUAAAAGGUAUUUUAAGCAACUAUCGGAACUGUAUGAGCAAUAUCAGGCUGUGGUCAGGUCAGUCAGCGCAUGUGAAGCUGUACUCUGGACAUAUUUUUUACCCUCAGUCAGAACUAAAACAUUUAAAGAUACGAUUAUUUUAAAACAUUGGAUGUUACAUAUUCAAACCAUGAAUCUGUUGUUCACUUAGCUCUUUGUGCACCAAAACGCCUCAAAUUCGGCCUGGCCGGGCAGCCAGUGCAGAAUACUUAAUUAUUAUCCAGUCCAAACAAUCCCCAAAUCCAUAAAUAUCUCUGACUGAAGAACUCCAAGAGUUUAUUUCAUAGCUUCAGGAAACACCCAGACAAACCUGUACACAUCCUGCUACAAUAAUAUAUUUUAUUUUCAGUUCGGGACACUAAGGGGUUAAACCGAAAACCCACUUUGAGACAUAUUGAUACAAUAUGUGUGUUUGGGUUUGAUUGAUUGUGACAGUUUCUUCAAAAACUUCCAGUGCGUCUCCAUAAAGCCUCUCCACAGGUGUGUGUGGGUGUGUGUGUGUGUGUGUCUCUCUCUCUCUCUGUGAUAGAGCUGUUGCAGUAUUCAAAAUGGGUUUUACCACUAUCACGAACACACACACACACACACGCACUCACAGUACUGGAGCUCACAGGUUAAUGAUAGGGCUCCGUGCCAAAUGCUCUUAACAGUGAACAACACAAACACGUAGCAUUGAUACACUCCUCUGAACAUGUCACUGCAAGGUUUCCCCAGUGUCCUUUUACUUUGUCAUUUUAUUGCAACGAGUAUGAUGAAUCAUGAUGAUGUUUUUUUUUAAAUAAAUAGAUUUGUAAGAUGUAUUCAUUUUGUAAAUUAUUUCAUAUGUCCUGAUUUUAUUGUGUUUUUAUGGUAAUGAUUUCAUUAUUGUUUAUUCUCGAUUUUGUUACCCAGCUGUUUCCCCCUCGUGGUGGUGUACGUGGAAUAAGGCAGUACAGGAGGAGGCGCACAUUAAAAUCCUCCAGGACUGUAACAUGCUCAUGCUUGUUUAACCCAAACAAUGUGUAAUGUGACUGCAGUUGGUUCGGAUCAAGGUCAGGACACAUUUGUUUACCUCUUCAGGAUGGUCUCGGUCCGGUUGUUUUGGUGUGCACCUGAGCGCGACUGCUGUGUUCACACCUGCCCAAACAAACAGCCCUUAGGGGGCAAACCGACUUGAGUUCAAUUGAAAAGAACCAAACGGGGCAGAUAUGACAGCUGCCUUAAAAACAGCUAGUUUAUGCAGAAUGUCCUGUUUCAUGCAAGGGAGGAUUCUCAGUACCAGGUACUGUCCAGGACCAUGGUUUUUCGGUGUAUCAACUGAAGCCUCUGAAUGGGCGUUUCCCAAGACAGGGCCAGGCUUGCUGGGAGACACACCAUCACUUCUGUCAUGCACUACUGACUGGAGCAUGUCAUCAAGCUGUAAAGCUUACGAGCAUUGACGUCAUGUUAUUUAUGUUUUCACAAAACCAACAUAACAUUAGCUAUCAAACGUUAUCAAUUUAAACCGUCAAACUUUCAAAUUCCAAUUGCCCUUGGAAAUUAAAUGCUAGCAUGCUAACGUUAGCACACAUACCCUUCAGAUGCUACUUUUUCAUGUUAUUUCCUGCACACUCAUUGCUGUGUUCAUCGAGCAUUUUUCAUGUGGAUUCUACUUUAAACCUCACCUUCAACAUUGAGCUUGUAUCUUGUGAUCACACCAAGCCAACAGUCCGUCUUAGGUCAAUGGCGGGCAGUUGAUGAGCAUCUGUUGCCCUAAUUUUGGGGCAUUUCCUGCAUGGCUGGCACUAGCCGGCCCUUGUGACCUGUUUUUUGGUCGAUUCAGCAUGCUGAAUUGGCGUCCUAGAUGGUGGAGCCCGUUGGUGAGAGAAAUCCUUGUGAUUGGCAGUUCAGCUCAGCACAAGAGAAGGGAAACAGGAGUGAGGAAGGCAAACAAACAAGGGCGUGAGAAUAAAAUAAACUUGUUACAUUCGGUCCGAUUCAUUAGGUAAGAUUUCUUCUAGCCACUGAGCUCUUUAGCAGAAAGACUUUGUAAUUGUUUGUAUUAUUGUUCGCUGACUCACAGUAAAUAGAAUUUGUUCUUUCGACAUCAGGUUCAGUUGUUAAUGUGCUAACUGGCUAACUAGCGUCUUGAAUCCAUCCUGUCGGUCUUAUAGCUUCCCCUUUUUCAGUGGUGAGUACAGAUGAUGCUGCCUACUGCGAUGGAGAGUGAUAAAGCUCAGUGUAAGUUCAGUAAGGUAGACUUUAUUUAUGCUAUAUCCACUGACAAUUUUACCUUUAUCCCACUCCUACUGCUUCCACCAAUCAGCUGACUAUGGUGUUCCCUCUCCAGGUUAGCCAGUCAAACUUUGCCACGAUCUCCUUCAGCCAUUCAUGUUGCUGCUGCCAAACUUUAAAUCUCCACUUUGCUCUUGUCAGCUGUCAUUUUAGUCAGGUUGGCUCUGAUAGGCUAGCUGUUGUGUUUUGGUUGGAUCUCCAGCUGCUGCCCUGUCUGUCUGUGUGCAGCCAAUAGGGGCAGUUCAUACUGGGGUUCCUCAUGAUGUCACUCUUCUUCCCCCAAAUCAACAUUUAUGUGUUUUGUGUUUGUAUAGUUGAUUUAUUGUCUGAAUAACACCAGUAGAUAUUUAAAUGUGGAGGUAGCUCUGGCUGGCCCACAUUUGCCCUCUUUCUGUUAAGAUGUGGCUGCUGAUU